This is a messenger RNA of Mauremys mutica (yellowpond turtle), 2441 nucleotides long. Its product is annotated as butyrophilin subfamily 2 member A1-like. The transcript has 13 exons. The record is from RefSeq and is a predicted model, not a curated record. Lineage: Eukaryota; Metazoa; Chordata; Testudines; Geoemydidae. Bases 722 to 2320 code for a protein of 532 amino acids. Gene Ontology annotation, cellular component: external side of plasma membrane. Gene Ontology annotation, molecular function: signaling receptor binding. Gene Ontology annotation, biological process: T cell receptor signaling pathway; regulation of cytokine production.
UGCGUCCUCCACCAGACGGUCCCCCAAUAUCGGGACAAAGUACGUCUUGACCGAUGUACGGUCGGGACGCAGGACAAGUCCCUUAAAAUUGGGACUGUCCCGAUAAUAUUUGGACGUCUGGUCACCCUACCCCCAGAUAAUCACUGGUUGAUGUUACAUCAGGGAACUGGAAUGAAUUAACAUGGCCACUGAGCCUAGGGGCUGCUGCAGCAGGAUUUGGUCCCACUCUUGACACAGGGUUGCAGUAAUUACAGAGACUCGUAGAGCGACGGGACAAACAGCCUGCAGAACUGGCCGUCACCAGGCAACCUGCAGAGCUGCGGCUGCUGGCACGGAAGCUGCUCUCUCACUGUGGGUGUGUCAGCGGAAUCUGAUCUUUGUGCCAUAACGGUCCUGUGAGGCGGAUCCAGCCACAAUCAGUUCCAGCCUCGAUCCUACUUUCACUUUUGAAGCUGGUGGAUGGGCCCAGAGGGGACGGGGCUUCCAUUCAAUAUAACCUGCAUUAACUGACUGAAAAGCUCAGGGCAGGCUGGAGUUAACCCCUGCGGCUCCCUGACCCUCCGGCGGGAUGGAUGUCACAGCCUGGGAAAGGGAACCAGUCCCUGGGAGCAGGAGCCCUGCCUAGAGGGAAUGGCUCUGGGUGCUAGCGAAGCCGGGAGCCCCCUGGAGAGACUGGAACGGCUCAGAAACGACUCCACAGGACACCGCAGACCAAGCUACGAUGACAGGGAAGGUUCCCUCAUUCUCCCCUGGCUCCACAGUGAGCUCUGCUCUGCCUGCCUAUGUUGCUCUCUGCCUCGCUCUACAGGUUCAUGGACUGGUGUCAGCACAGUUCACAGUGACUGGACCUGACCAUCCAGUCACUGCCUCCCUAGGUGGGGAAGCUGUCCUGUCCUGCCACCUCUCCCCAAGGAUGAGCGCUGAGAACAUGGAGGUGAGAUGGUUCCGAUCCAAGUACUCUGCAGUUGUGCACCUGUACCGUGAUGGGCAGGAUCAGUAUGAACAGCAGAUGCUGGAAUAUGGAGGGAGAACUGAGCUCUUGAAAGAUGACAUCACCAGUGGGAGAGUUUUCCUGAGAAUACGCAAUGUCCAACCCUCCGAUGAUGGGCAGUACACGUGUUUUUUUCAGUCCAGUGUCUCUUAUGAAGAAGCUUUAUUGGAACUGCAGGUGGCAGAUAUGGGCUCUGCUCCUGUCAUCUCUGUGGAGGGACACCAGGACGGAGGGAUCCGGAUUGUGUGUGGAUCAUCCGGAUGGUACCCACAGCCCAAAGCUCAGUGGAGAGAUCACCAGGGGCAGCUCUUACCAUCGGCCUCUGAAGAAAUAACCCCAGAGGCCAAUGGCCUGUUUCAAACAGAGAUUGUCAUUGUUCUAACAGAAGAGUCCAACCAGAAAGUGUCCUGCUGUGUCAGGAGCCCGCGACUCAACCAGGAGGGAGAGUCAGUGAUUUCCAUAGCAGAGUCAUUUUUCCCGAGGGUCAAUCCCUCGAAAGUGGCUGUCUGGGUGAUCCUGGCUCUCCUGGCAGUUCUCAUGGCCCUGGCCAGUUACUGCUUCUGGAGGCAACACAGAGCAACAGAGAUUCUGCGAUCUGAGAUGGAGAGCGAGAAAGAGACCCUGCUGUCUGAAUGGGAACAAGAGAAAGAGACUUUGCGAUCUGGGAUGGAGAGGCAGAAAGAGACCCUGCAAGCUGAGAUGAAGAGGCAGAAAGCGGAAUACGAGGCAGCAAAAGAACUGGGACUCACCAGAGCCCGAGGAUACGCAGUGGACGUGACUCUGGAUCCAGAUACGGCAAAUCCUGAACUCGUCCUGUCUGAGGAUCGGAAAUGUGUGAGACGCGGAGACAUGCGCCAGGAUCUGCCCAACAACCCUGAGAGAUUUGAUCCUUGUCCCAGUGUCCUGGGCACUGAGGGGUUCGCGGGCAGGAGGCAUUACUGGGAGGUGGAGGUGGGAGACAAGACUAGAUGGACUCUGGGGGUUUGUAGGGAAUCUGUGAGCAGGAGGGGGUUGGUCACACACUCACCUGAGAAUGGAUGCUGGGCCGUGCAGCUGAGGUAUUGGAGAUACGAGGCCCUGACCUCCACCCCAACCCCCCUCCCUGUAAGCGUCAGGCCCAGCCGGGUGGGGAUUUUCCUGGACUAUGAGGCGGGCGAGGUCUCGUUUUACAAUGUGACUGACAGGUCCCGUCUCUUCACGUUCACUGACACCUUCUCCGGGAGGCUCCGCCCAUAUUUCCGUCCUGGUCGCAAUGCUGGGGGUACAAACGCGGCUCCCCUGAUCAUCUGCCCAGUCCCAGCUCAGGCCGGAGGGAAUCUUGGUCCCUGAGAGUGACCCCGCGGCACAGACUUGCCCCUCCCAGUGCUGCUGCUUUUCCCGACCCCAGUGGUGGGGGCCAGUCACUGCCAGCAACUGGGUUUUUUGUGCUGACCAGAUGUUGCCAGUUUCC